ACCAAAGUCGAAGCCAAGUACAAGGGCAAGACGUUCUACCCGGGCAAGAUCAUGAGAGUCCAUAUCGACGGCAGCUACGACAUCGACUACGACGACGGCGAGAUUGAGAAGAAGGUGUCACCCGAACUUGUUCGCGUCAAGGGCGGCGACAAGCCCGAGAGUCCCAAGAAAGCCACCUUCCGUGUCGGCGCCAACGUCGAGGCCCGGUACAAGGGUAAAUCCAAGUACUACCCGGGCACAAUCACGCGCUGUCACAGUGACGAGACAUUUGACAUCGACUACGACGACGGCGAAGCCGAACGACGGGUCGAGAAGGAUCUCAUGCGUCUCGUCUCGGCGACCAGUAGCGACAACGAGAAGGAGUCCUCGCUUGCGGUGGGCACGAAGGUGGAAGCCAAGUACAAGGGCAAGACGUUCUACCCCGGCAAGAUCACCCGGUGUCACGCUGACGGCAGCUACGACAUCGACUACGACGACGGCGAAAAGGAGAAGCGCGUCGAGAAGGACUUGAUUCGCGUCCUUCAAGCCAAGAAAACAAGCAAAGCGCUCAAGGUCGGCACCAAGGUCGAGGCCAAGUACAAGGGCAAAGCCAAGUUUUAUCCUGGCAAGAUCACCAAAGUCCACGCCGACGGCAGCUACGACAUCGACUACGACGACGGCGAACAUGAGAAGCGCGUCGAGUCGGACAUGAUUCGUAUUGUGACCGACGCCAGUGACGACGAUGGCGACGACGAUGCCAAGCGCCUCGACGUCGGCACCAAAGUUGAGGCCAAGUACAAGGGCAAGACGUAUUACCCCGGCACGAUCACAAAGGUACACCUAAACGGCAGCUACGACGUUGAUUACGACGACGGCGAGAUCGAGAAAAAGGUCGACCGGAGUCUCAUUCGCGUCCGGGCGUCGUUUGCCGUCGGCGCCGACAUCGACGUCUGCGUUCAUGGCAAGUAUGUCCGCGGUCGCAUCAAAAAGAUGUACAGCGAUGGGAGCUGCGACGUCUCGCUCGCCGACGGCGACAAGGCCAAGCGGGUCGACGCGGCCAAGGUGCGCCCGCACAAGCGUGACCACCCGAGCAGUGGCAGUGACAGCGGCAGUGACAAACCCAAACCAACGUCCUUUCCUGUCGGCAGUCGUGUCGAGGCCAAGCCGCCAGGUAAAAAAACAUUUGCCCCCGGACGCGUCACCAAGGUCCACGCGUCAUCCGGAACACUGGACGUGACGUUCGACGACGGCCGUGUCGAAGCACGACUGCCGCUCGAUCGGAUCCGGAAGCGUCACCUGCAAAAAGGUGACGCGGUGCAGAUGCAACUCAAAGGCAAGUCAGUGCGUGGCACGAUUGCCAAAGUUCACAGCGACGGCAGCUAUGACGUGGCACUCGCAUCCGGUGACACGCGACGCAACGUCGAUCCGGCAGACGUCGACGCACCGGUUGCAUCAUCGUCGUCGUCGUCCGAGGACGAAGCACCGGCGAUUGCCAAGGGCACGUCGGUGCUUUUGCGCAACGGUCGCAAAGGCGUUGUGUCCAAGCUGCAUGCGUCCGAUCGGUCUGUCGAUGUGACGUUGAUCGACGGCUCGGUCGAGACGCGUGUGGCUCGAAAAGACGUCACGGUCGCCCCCGCCGCGCCGCCGUCGUCGGGCGAAGACGAGCCGGCACCGCCACCGGUGGGCCCGCGUCACCGGUUCAAGUACAAGCGCGGUCAACCGGUCGAGAGCCAGUGGAAGCGCAAGACCAAGCUCUGGAUGCGUGCAACAAUCGUCGCCAAGCAAGUCGACGGCACCUACACGAUCCGAUACCAAGACGGUGUGGUCGCCGACAACGCCCCGGAAGCGACAAUGCGUAGCGUGCUCGCGUCGUCGUCGGACGAAGACAAACCGCCGCCCCCCGCGUUGUCACCGAUGGACGAACGUUUCUAUCUCCAGCAGUUGCUUCUCACGCUCUACGAGGAAGGCGAACUACUUCGAAAAGCUCCGAAAUCCAAAUCCAAAAGCCGUCGCGCGACGACGGCCGAGGCCAAAGACGAAGCCAAGACCGACACACCGCGCGCACCGGCGUCCGAGAAUGACAGCUCGGGCAGCGACGACGCCGCCUCCGAUCACAAACAUACACCGAGAAGAACAACUCAGGAUCAAAACAAGCACGGUGGCGACUCGGACGCGGAUGAAAAGACACCACGGACAACGUCCACCGACGACGUUGGCAGCGGCGACGACAGUGACGCUCUUCGGAAACUACACUAUCCGGGGCGCGUCGCAGUGCAUUUGAAUCGGUUUCCGCCGCUCCCCUUUAUUGGCUUUGUCAUUGCGCUUGCCUACGUCAGCUACUGCGACGCCAAGGGCGCCUUGGCCACACACAUGGAGCUGGAGGCGAUUCAUGCGACGCGAUUUGCGAGUAAGCACGAAACAAAGCGCCAAGUCCAGCUCUGGCAAACCAAACUCGGCUUUCGCAUCUUUGAGCGGCUUACGCACGCGUUUCAAGAACAAGCGGUCGUGACCGCCGGCGUCCCUAUGGUGACGGUGGACGCCGCGACCGCGAUCGUCGGCAGCGUCGGCCGUCAUCUCGUGCCCAAGAAACCGAUCGCGCUCCACUGGGCGCAGCUGCAUUUGUUGCCGCAUCAUUUGCUCGACUUGUCCGAAACCUGCUGCGUGUUUUACCAGCAAUACGGGUCCCUCGACGCGGUCGCAGAGACCCAGCGCAUCGACGCGGCCAUGGAGCUGCGUCCCGUGGCCUUUGUCGCAGCCUGCAUGUACUCGAACGGCGACGACUGUCAUAUGGACGAAGUGGUGCGUCGCUUGAGUGUCGGGCGACUACCAGCCCAAGUGGACAUGAUCCAUCGCGUCCAUGAUGCCUUUGUCGCGCUCUGUGACGAGCGGCAGCAGCUGGCGAUUGGCCGCGUGGAGACGCUCUUGCAAAGUUUGUCGGUGCCGGCCGACGUCGUCGCGUCAUCGCUGCUGCUCUGUCGACACCAUACGAGCGUGUCCCUUGUCGAGCUCUUUGCCCUCCUCGGUCAUUCUCUUGUUGACAGUUUGGAUGCGAUUCCGAGCAUUGCGAAUGCGCUGAGUCGACUACGGCUGCGUGAGAGCCACGCCGAUGUCAAGCAGGUGCUGGGCGUCUGCCGGACACUGCUCCACAAUGUCGUCCGGUUCCCCAACAACCGCGACUACUGGCGCAUCCGCUGUGACACGCCGGCGUUUGAGCAAAAACUGGGUCGGUUCCGGGAUUCACCGGCGCUUCUCGAGGCCAUUCAUUUUGUGUUGGUCAACCAAACCCACUACGAACUACGCGGCGCGCGGUCACCGACAGGUGUCCGAGUAUCGGCCCUCUUAGCCUCGACGUUGGCGCUGUUAAAAGAGGCUUUGGAUGGAAUCGAGCAGGAACUCGUCCAAGUGGAAGGCGGCAGCAGCGUCCGCGAUGUCGUCGAAGCGAGCCUCCGCCAGUUUCACCACUCAGUGCCCGAAGUCCGCGCGGCUUUGGACCUUGCGCUUGUAUAUCUUCUCAACAUCCUCAAGCACCCGAAUGACGCCAAGUACUGGCGCAUUCGUGCCACCAACAAGGUGUUUGCGACCAAAAUUGGGUGUCUCCAGAACGCCGUCGCGUUCAUGCAAGUGCUUGGCUUUGACUGCAUCGAGGCCUCGUCGGGUUGCAUCUAUGAGCUGCGCCAGGACGUGGCCAAAACCAAGGACUCGGACGUAACACCGCUCGCCCAUUUUUCCUUUCCGACAUUGUCGGAGCGGGUCGAGAGCUUUUUAUGGCGACGCAAGCAAGACAUUGAGCUCUUAUUGCACGAAGGAAGUGCGACGGUCGCCAAGCCGCCGUUGCUCGCACCGGCGUCCCCAUCGAUGUCGCAAGCAGCCGCCACCACCUUGGGUCACCGAGAACAUUUCCCGUACGGGCUCAAUACCCGCACACUCUUUGGCAAGUCGGACGUGCAGCGCAUUCAACUCGACAUGAUCGACGCGGUGUUUCAAGGCUUGGAUGGUUCCCACCGCGGGUAUUUGACGCUACUGGACGUGCAGCACUGGAUGACGCCAUUGCCAUUUGUGGGUUCCGUGGCCACACCCGAGCAGUUAUUUGCCUUCCUCGACUUGGACACCGAUGGGCACGUGACCAAAGAUGAGUUUGUCGCGUCGUUUGGGCCUCUGAUUGACCAUCCGUACACCCUCUUUCCCUUACGUAUCGAGCGAGGGCUUUCCGUGUGUGAGUCGGUCUCGGCCAGCGUCGGCGUCGUGCGCAUGACAUUAGGCAUGGCGUCGGCCCGGUGUCUUCUUGUCGAUAUUUUGCGCGCUGUCGACGCUGUUAUAGCAGCUCCAAGCGACGUUCGGCAACACCGGACCGUCUUGCCGCCCACCGCGCCGCUUCGGAGCUUUAGCGAUGCGUGCAAGGACCUUCUACGCACUCUUGGCUUUGAGCUUGUGACGGUCACAACCCCCAGCGACGCACGGACGCCGACACCGGCCACGCACCCCGAAACCGCUUCCGACCACGCAAAAUCGGUCCAGGAUGCAACAGCGACGGCCGCCGCCGAAUCCAAAACCAUACACUACCUUGUCCUCUCGUGCACCAAAGGCGGUCGCCAGCCCGCGACGCCGCCCGCCGUGGGCCGACUGCAAACGAUGCGCGCCGUGCUCUUUGGCCAUCUUUGGGGAAUGGCGCACCCGUCGGUGAGCGACGUCGGCGGCACGACGCGCGGUUUUUUGCACCAUCUCCUCAAGCACGCUGCGCACGCGCUACCCGCUUGGAUCGGCGUCGCCAAAGCGCUUCGGGAGCUGCUGACGAACAUGGUCGCAAACGCCCACGACCCGUCGUUCCGUCGUAUUACCGUCUCGUCCCCGAGCUUUAUGCGCACCGUCGGGAACGUUCCCGGUGGUCCCGAAUGGUUUGCUGCGAUGGGCUACCACGAGUCGGCGCGCGGGGCGCUCGAAUAUGUCGUCGACGGGGCUUCGUCGGCCGGAUGGGUCGCCGAUGUCCGAGGCCGACUGUUGGAAGUUGACGUCAUGAUUGCGUACCUGGAGCACGCGGCCGACACUUCCGUGGCGUCCGCCGAGCCUGCCACGACGGCGGCCGACGACGCGGUCGCUCGGAUCAAAGACCCGGCGGCCAAGAAGCUCGUGCAGUCGUACCAGAAACAGGCACAGUUUGCCCAAGUCCAGAAGGACCGCGUGCAGCAGCAAAAUGCGCAGCUCCUCGCCCAAGUUCAAAAACUCUCCAAGCCAAAUGGUCGCCUUUCCAAAGCGACGCCGCCGAUUGUCAAGACGUCGGCACCGGUGCGCACAUCGGCGUCGGCACCGACAGUGGCUCCUCGACCGCGAACCACAGCCACGGACGUCCGACGCCCACUCAGUCAGGCACGCAAACGUCCGACGACUGCGUCCCCCGCCGACCCCUUCACCGUGGACGUAGCGCACGCCACGAUGGCCGGCGAUGCGACGAUCGUGCUUCGUAACGUGCGACCGACAUUGGUCACCGAUCAAGACCGGCCUGUGGUGUCGAUGGCACCGCCGUCAACGACUAACGAGAUCGUUGUUCGUGUCGCUUCCGGGUUUCGGUACGCGCAUACACCGACCGAGUCGGCGCGCCUUGUCUGCCUGCCACCAUCCUCCGCCCAACGAUCCUGGGACCUUUGGGGCUACCUACAAACAGCGGUUUGGGAUGCGAUUCUAACCCGCGUUGUCGCGUCGGGCGUCCCCGACGCUUCGUCAUCUGUCGUGGUGACAACAGCGGACGUUGUGCCAGCGCCAGCAACGACAUCGGUGUAUGGCACCGUGUCAAUGGGCCAUACCACACUGCCUCAAGGCGCGUUGUCGGCCGUGCGGCCAGGACGUGUUGUCUUCUGGGACACCGGGGCACAUGCACUACAGGAGCAUGUAGACACGGUAGAUGUCACGCAGUUAUGGUGCUGGUUCCGGCAUACACCGGCGUUGUACACGUCCGACGGGCGCGCCGCCCGGGGCGCCAUCUCGGCUGCCAUCUACGACACUUCGUGGUUGCCACCGCUGCUGGAGCACUGGGAAGCCAAUGGCGCUGCCGACGUAAACUGGUCCGAUCUUCUGGAUGCGGUAUCACCGUCGCUACCGCCGACGUAUCGAGAGCAAGCGCUAUUGUUGCCGACCGACCGCAUCUCGGCGUCGGUGGCGCGCUUGAUGGACGUGUGCUCGUCACCGACCAGUAUGGUCGAGAUCGACGCCAGUUUGCCACUCGAGCCGCACCAGCGAAAGCGACUGCGCGCCUUUGCAACGACACCGACACUGACAUCGACGGCACCGAUGCAUGCACAGUGGUGGUGCGAGCUCGAGUACUACAUUCGCACCAAGCGACCAUUUGCACCGGCGACACCCCGGUUGUUUCCACUGGCCGCCAACAUGGACGCCGUCGCCCAUGAGCACGUGAGUACGACACGGACCGUCAUUGAUAUGGUGGCGACACCGACACACGUUUACUUGUUGACCGACCACGGCGGCGUUCAAGAAUGGUCGUUGACCGGAAGCCAUGGAUCAACUGCCACGGUUGCAUCUCCGACAUCAGGUAAACCAAACGAGGCGCUCGCCACAUUGGCCAAGCACCGUCACGGACGGUUGGCAUCGACGCCGUUGCUGCUACUCGGCGCCGGGGACCGGCUACUCGGUGUCAACACGUCGCUCGGACUUGGCGGCGCUCAGUUCUUUACCACGCAGCCGCUCGCGCGGUCGCAGACAGUAACGCUGCCGAUGUUGACGUCGUCGAGCGGUGUUGCAACGACACUGUUGUUGACCAGCGACGGCGCGACGCUCCUCGUUGUUGUGAGUACGCUGCCGCACAAGACCUUUGUCGUGUCAAUGGCCUCGAACGCAGUCGUCGGUGUCGUCGACCACGUUCACUUCUCCAAAAGCCAACCGAUGCACCACGCCGUGGUCUCGGAGUCGACCGUGUCGAGUUGCAUCUCGGGCCAAGGCGGGCGCGUUCAACUCUGGGACGUCGACAAACUGGUAGUUAGCAGAUGUUGGACUGUGUCGGGCGUCGGUCGCAUGUCGGCGCUGGCCGUGGUCGGGCCGCAUUACGUGGUCGCCGCCUACGAGACGCCGGCGUGCGCGGUUCUUUGGGACCAGCGCCAUCCAUCGAGUUUGCCGAUGCAUCUCUGGUCGCUGCCGUCGCCGGUGUCGGCGCUGCUUCCAGUAGCCCUUGGCGCAUCACCGACGUCGGUGAUAUCGUGCUCUGUGGUGUGUGAUCCCGAUACGCUGGCCGACGCCGCGACGUUUCCAGGUGUUAUCAAGGCCGUGCUCUACAUCUUUGAGACACACGUCGUUCCAGUCGUCGUCAACGACACGAUUCUGACGUCGAGCUACAUCACGCUCCACCGACGUCUCGCCCUACCUCCCGAGGUGUGGUUUGGUCAGCGUCAUAUUCGUCGCAUUGGCUACGUGACGCUGCUGACGUCAGCACUUACACUGACAGACGUUCUCGAUGGGUACGGCCUCAAGCGCGUGCUCCUCGAGACGCAACAGACGAUCGACCGGUUCUUGGAGGCUCACAACUUGCAAGUGCGGCUCGCCAUGUUCUACUCGGUGCGGGAUGGCCCAACGACCAAGUGCCGACCCGUCGAAGCGGACGUAUCUGUGCCAGCACCGCUACACGCCGUCGCGCUUCGCUUGGCCAACGACAAGCUCCAGUGGGUGUAUCCGUAUCGGGCAACUGUUGUGGCCACGCCGGUGGCCGUGCCGGCGAUGGCGGAAGCGUACGUUGCCCUGCAACUUCACCGGGUUCGACGUAUUUCGUCGGCGGUACCCAUCCCAGAGACUGACUUGGUGUCGGUCGCAGCGCACGAGGUUGGACACAUUUGGCUGCCCACUUUGUACCUGCAAUUGUCGCCGAUCGACGUCUGCGUCCGGACCAUCCAAGACAGUCUGUCGCAGGCGCUGUGGCACCCGUCGCGGUUUGACGAGGGACCAUUUUUGUCCAUCUUGCGCUGGGCGUCGGCCUGGUGGCCGUUCAUGUUACCAGACAGCAGUAGUCGAGUGCCCACGACGCAGUUGCACCGCGCACUGGCAUCGAUGCGCCCGCCAAUGUGCUUUAUGUUUUGGCAGUCGCAUCUUUUGGAAGCUCUCGAGACGUGGACAGAGCCGAUGACGUCGCUGGAUGACGUCGCCAUGCUGCUCCGCCAGAUCCAUGCGCGUCAUUGGAUGCUACCGGAGGUCUACCGCCUCUUUUCGCAGUGGCACGUUGUCUACCCCCGCAGCGCGCUACCCAGCUUUGAAAGCUUUGCCGCUUUUGUCAAGAACCAGCUGCACCCGGCGGUGACCGAGUGCACACCGACGAUCGUUGCCCAGUGGCUGUUGCAGCAACGACAGUAUGUACACACUUUGCCGUACACCCGCCUUAUGCCGGACGAUCAAAAGCACAGUUCGUCGAUUCUGCAUACGUACCAAACGUGGCUGCGUCACAGAACAGUGCACCGGCAACUACAGAACGACGGCCAAGCGCUUCGACGACGUGUGCACGAAAGCAUUGCGCUACUGGACGAUGCACCGACGACCUGUCUCGCUGCACCGGCGACACGACCCGCCAAGCUGCACGCCCUGGUCGACUGCCAUAUUCUGUGUCCGCUGCCGCGCUUGCAGAGCCGAGACCGCUGGGCGUACGCUGGCUCUGGGUACGAACCGCAGACAAAGCUCAAGCGAUCCGUCACGAUCCUCGCCAUGCGUUGCACCGAAUUGGUGAAGGCAGAGCGACGACUCCUGCUCCAGCUUGUGCAACGACCCGAGCACGCGACAGCGUUUCUACCACUAUUGCCGCAUGCCGUCAUGGAUGCUGCGAAUGACGACGAGCAUGACGAAGGCGCCGUCGGCAGGGCACCGACACCGGUCGCUCACUGGGUGUGUGCACCGAUGGAGUCGUGGGUACCGCUAGCUGACGUCCUUCGAGUGUACCCGCUCGGUACAUCGACCAAGUUGCACAGCUUUCUUCGUCCCUGGGUCCAGCAGCUUCUCGACGCAAGCCACCUUGUAGCCUUUCACCACGAAGUUGCACUUGUGCGCUGGGACGUGCAGGCGCUGCUCGUGUCACCAAACGGCCACCAGCUCAAAUUCUGGCAACUGCACCUUGGUAGUAGUGAUACCCCGGUGCACUACGGAGCCGUCCUUAGUGUAUUUUUGCAGCAACUGCAAACACCGACGUCACCAUCGGUCGCCUGCGCCGAUUUCAUUCAGUCGAUCCAGGCUCUAGCCAAGAGCUGCAGCAAUGACGCGACGGCAUCGUUGUCGACGCUGGCAGCGGUCGUCGCCAGAGUAUUGCCCGACGCCGACGCAUCGGUGCCGUUGGCGACCGACCACGUGCAGUGGUCUCUUCGCUUUGAGCUCGACAUUCUACGGCCACUCUCUCGGACAGCUGCCGACGUCGGUGUCGGUUCUGUGAGCUCUCUGCUACGGACGAUGGACGGCGCAACAACCGCGCUUGCUACGGUGCUACGGAAUUGGCAGCCGACGUCCGGUUGGCAAGUCCAGUGCGCAUUUGAAUGGAUGGUCGAGAAGCACGGGUUGCAGAACCUCGUCGAUGCAACCAUUGGCCUCUACCAUCGGCUUCGAACCACCGACCACGACACGCAGCGGGCUAUCGCCACCGUGCAGAGCACACUGACCGUCUUGGAGUCAUGGCUAGCUAACCCGCCGUUGAUCGAGCACCCAUCCAGCCUCACGCUGGUGGUCCACCUCGUGCAAGCGCUUUUGGCCGUCGCGACGGGCGACACAACCCGGUGGGAACCGUCGCUAUGGCGCGUUUCGGAGCCGCUCCUCGGCGCGGUCUUGGGCGACACCAAGUCGCCAAAACUCGCACGGGUCUACGGGUUGCUGGAGCACUACUGCGCUGCUGUCGACCGCCAAAAUAUCGACGCGUCGUCAGAGACGAUCCCGUACUAUCGCGCGGACGUUGUCCCUGCCAAUGCAUCCUGGGUGCAGUGGAAAAUGGUGUAUACAACCUGGAGUCUCUGGUUUGAGCUCGUGACGAUCGGACCCGCGUCCGUAAAGGCAUCGCUCAAGGCCCGCAUCCAAAUUGUGCACGCGCUAAGCCAUCUCUACUACCAGAGUCCAGAGACAACGGCGCAAGCAUGGGUGACCGGUGUCCCGCUACCGCUUCUCCUCUCGCAACUCCUUCGCGACCACGAGAUUCUCAUGCUUGAGGCGACAUUGACGCUGGUCGAAGUCAUUCUCCACACGCCGACCUCGCUAGCGCAACGAGAUCUCGCCGACGCCAUUGCCUCGACGCCGGUCGUGCUGCAGGCGCUCGUGAUGGUUGCCACUCGGUGCUUGCGUCAGAUCCAACUGCACCCGCUUGCACAGACGACGGUGUUUCAACACGUUCUCAUGUUGGUUGUUGCGAUAUUAUCGCAUAUGGUCACCGGUGGUGCGCGGCUCACGCGCUGUUGGCCGUCGGCGCACAUUGUGCGUUUCCUCCGACGCCACAAGAUGCCGCCGCUGCUUCUGCGCCCGUACCGCGAUGCCGCGUACCCACAUGUAUUGCGGUGCCAACCUAUGGCCAAGCCCGACGCGGACUGCGCAUUUCGCCGCAUUUUGGACCGCCUCGAGAGCCAGCACCACCUCCAUUUACUGCCAGAUCAAAACCCGACGACGCUCGACGACCUCGUGCACCGGGGUACGGACAUUGACGCGUACAACGGCACCUUUCAAGAGCAACGGGCGCUGCUUCUCGAGUUGAAAGCCACAUAUGGCUACCACAAGACGCUCGGCAGUGAUUCGCUCGCCGAAUUUGCGCAUUUGAUCGAGCGUUUGGUGCCCUGGAUGCACCGGGCGUGGGCUCAAGUCGCUCUACGGACGCCGUCGCGCUUGACGUCCGAUCAGAUCGACGUCGUAUUGGCCAGCGUCGCCGUCCUCGAAGAGAUUGCGACAUCAGCGCCAGUACCACCGAUGCUAGAACGGGCGUUGACGUCGGCGGUCGACGGUAUCUGGGACGCCAUGGCCACGCACACGGCGUCAUCGUCGUCAUUGCCGUCGCACGUCGUCUCGUUGCAUAAAUCGAUCGUAUCGACGAUGGUGGCAAGUCACCGAUGGCUCUCACCUCUGGCACCAGCGUCGGUGACGACGCUACUUGAUCCGACGCUUAGUGCGUUGGUGCGUUUGGUGUGGCGAGCGUGGAUGCAGGCGACAGACCCGAAUGUCCCGAUAGCGAUUGUAGCGAGUGGCGCCUGUCGUCGCAUCGUGCUCGACUGGAGCCUCGGCGCCGACGCGGACCUCGGGUUGCAACUGGUGCUGGCAACCGUGACCGAUGCCGUCGACAAUUCGAUUCCCGUCGAAAUGGCCAAGCUAUACACCAAGUAUGCAACCGCAUGGCUCUCGCGUCGUCAGGAAAUGCGGCUGUGGCAACUCAUCGCCUGUCUCUCCAAAUGGCACAAGCCGCUUGCCGCGCAACUGGCAACCACCGGCGACCUUCCGCACUGGGUCCUAACAUUUCAUCAAACGGGGCGACUCCCGCUGGACAAGUCGCUUGACCACGACGUGACGACAUUUUGGCGACAGUGGGCUCGCGGGAUCCCCACAACGACUGCAGCCUCGGUGCCAUCGUCGCCAGCGGCAACGGCAACGGUGACGGCCUCACCGACGCGUCCUCUGUCGACGUCAGCUCCACUGACAAUCGAGAUCCCUCCCCGUCCAGGGUCCCCACAGAAGAAAAGUCCGUCGCCUCCGCCUCGAAAACCAACGAUGCACUCGGACGAUCCAGCAACAACAACGUGGCCGCGUGUCAUCUUGUCGCCCGUGUCCGAGGUGCCAACAUCACAAACGCUCUCGGUCCACGACGUCGUCCAGUCGUUCUGCAAGGCAGUGGGAUUGCAACUGCCCGAGUGUCGACUUGUCGAGCUCGCCGACGCGGCUUUGUCCAAAGCGCGCUGGACCUUCUGCAUCAAUCCGGCCAACACCCGCGCUCUCGCUGCUACUCGAGCGCUCGCAGCGUCGCCUUGGUGCACGCACGGGGUCGUGAUCGCGGUGGACCUCGAGUUGCCGGCGCCAGCAUCCCCGCCCCGGCGGCCAAAUGUGUCGAUGGCACAGCUCGUCGCAGCCAUGGGCAACCACAUUGCGAUUCUAAAAGCAUCAUUCGAUGCGAUUCGGCGCGAGAACGAUGUGCUUCCGGCACUGUGGGCGUGUCGGGUCAAGUGCACUCCGAAGCAGUAUCAGCAGGCACUUUUGCGCUUGCACAUUGGCGGUGCGCCGGCCGAAGCAAUCCCGUCAUUUGGCUCGUUUGUCCACCUGUACGCCGACCUCUCGGGACUCUCGUCGCAGAUGACCCGUCGCCCCAACCAUGUGUACAUCAUGCAGCACGCACGAGGUCCUACGUCGAGCUGCUGGGAAAGCCUCUCCAAACCGCUUUUUGAAGCGUGCAAAGCCGUAUUUUCGCUACAUGCAACAGCAGCCGACGCGACGAUGCCAUUAUCGUCCGUGUACUCGGCGCUAUGCAUGCUCGUACCAGCCCUCGCUACCACCCAAGACGAGGUGCAGGACGUGAUCGUAGAGACAUCGCGCGCCGAGCUUUGGCGGAGUGCGAUUGGCCUUUCCGACUUUGCACUUGUCGUCGGCCACGUCUACGAGGCAUUGCAAGAUGCGGUGACGCUACCGACACACCCGGUCGUGCCGUUGCCGUCGACGUCGGUGGUGUCCAAUGCCAUCGUCGACGACGUUGACACGGUACAGACUCGCGCACCGGUGCGCACGGCCGUUGCAAGCCCCGCGACGCCCUCCAAAGACGAUUUGUAUUCGCAUCAUUCGUCCAGCGACGACAGCGACGAUACCAAAGCGGUGCCCAAGAGCAGAGCCAAGGCCACAAACAAGAAGCCUCUGUCCAAGUCCGCUCGUCGCGGUACCCGUAGCAGUAGCAGCGACAGCGGUAGCAGUGAUGAUGGUGACACCAAGGCGCGCCGCCGGCCACGACAUGUUCAACGCCCGCCGCCACCAAUGACCAAACCCAGCACGUUGAUGCCGCAACCAACACACCGUGAAAUGACGCUCCGAGCUGUGUUUGACAAGUAUGACGCCGAUGGCGAUGGUGUCCUUUCGUUUUCCGACUUGCGAAAGGCGCUUGCGUCCCGGCAGCUGCGCGACGUGGAGAUUCGCCAGUGGCUCCUUGAGCACGACACGAGCGGUCACGGUCACGUCUCGUUCGCCGACUUUGUCAAGCAUUACGCAACCCCGACGUCCGUGCAUACCUCCACGCCUCCCGCGUCGGCCGUCAAGAGCCCAUCGACGGUGACGGCCGAGCUGUACCGACCACCGCCACCGGGAUAUGAGAGUGGUAGCUAUCGCUUGGGCGGGGCGACGGGGGACGUCGAGCAGCGUCGACAGCUGCGCCGGCUUUUUGAGGCGUACGACUAUGACAGCGACGGCAAGGUCUCGGCGCGGGACCUGCGCACAUUCUUUUGCCAACAAGGCCGGACCGACGUGGACGACGACAUGAUUCAAGAGUGGAUUCUCGCCAAAGACCGCAAGCAACUCGGCGCUGUCGACCUCGAAGACUUUUUAGCGGCCUACGAAGGCACGCACCGCCGGGCCAACCACGGCUAAAUCCGAGCUAUAAGCCGCACAGACCAACGACUGGAUAUAAGAACGUAGUCGAUAGUUCUGGACUAGGCAUGGAUAU
Molecule: messenger RNA, 13603 nt
Organism: Saprolegnia diclina VS20
Lineage: Eukaryota; Oomycota; Saprolegniomycetes; Saprolegniales; Saprolegniaceae
Exons: 23
Coding region: 52-13527 (4491 amino acids)
Molecular function (GO): calcium ion binding
Source: RefSeq, a predicted model, not a curated record